Colletotrichum karsti is the source of this 2229-nucleotide messenger RNA. RefSeq names its product major facilitator superfamily transporter. Gene Ontology annotation, biological process: transmembrane transport. Gene Ontology annotation, molecular function: transmembrane transporter activity. The record is from RefSeq and is a predicted model, not a curated record. Bases 1 to 2229 code for a protein of 742 amino acids. NCBI's taxonomy places the organism in Eukaryota, Fungi, Ascomycota, Sordariomycetes, Glomerellales, Glomerellaceae. The transcript has 6 exons.
AUGGCUUCGGACCCCAACACAGGCGCAGUGGAUGAUGCGAAUUCUCUUUCCGCCUCUCAAGAUGUCGCGCAAGAAGAGAAAGAUGACGAGCAAAGCUAUCCUCCAAUGGUCCCACGUAUCCUAAUGGUUGCCUCCUUGGGGCUAUCAUUAUUGAUAGCCGCCCUGGAUGCUACGAUGGUCGCGACUAUUGUCCCUACUUUGGCGGAUGACUUCCAUUCAGUCAAAGACGUGGGAUGCUUGUUAGUCACGGGGGCGACUCAACCAACGUUUGGGAAGCUAUACGCCACUUUCUCCAGCAAGGCCGUAUUCUUAAUCUCGUUGCUACUGCUCGAGGGGGGUUCACUGAUAUGUGCCCUCGCCCGUACCUCAGGAAGCUUUAUUGCUGGGAGAGCAAUCGCAGGUCUAGGCAGUGCUGGAUGCAUCUCCGGGGCACUAAUAAUCACUGCCGCAGUGGUCCCUUUGCAGCAAAGGCCCAUGUUCACAGGCAUCCUCGGUUCCCUCGAAGGCGUCGCCGUCGUGCUGGGGCCCAUCAUUGGCGGUGCCAUCGCCAGCCACAUUGGCUGGAGAUGGUGCUUCUGGAUCAAUUUGCCCAUUGGUGGCGUCCUCUUCAUCGUGCUCCUAUUUCUGUUCAAGCCGCCAAAAGUCCCCGGGCAAAGCACGCCGCUCAAAGGAAGAAUCAUGCAAAUCGAUUUCAUCGGCGGCACCGGCUUGGUAGGAAGCAUUACCUGCCUGCUUCUUGCCCUCGAAUGGGGCUCAACCAUGUACGACUGGAGCGACGCGAGAUUGAUCGGACUCCUCGUCGUAUUUGGGGUUUCAUUUGUUUCGGUUGCCCUUCAUCAACAUUGGCUGAAAGAAAAAGCAACUUUUCCCACCCGAUUGCUCAAGAACAGAUCGUUUACGUCGUGCCUAUGGUAUGGAUUCACACUGUCGAGUGCUCAAAUGGUCGUUCUUUACUAUUUGCCGGUAUGGUUCCAAGCUAUCCAGGGCGUUUCUGCUCGGGAGUCAGGCGUUCGGUUACUGCCUAUGGUCCUUGCCUUGAUUCUUUCAGGGGUUUUCGCUGGCAUUGGAGCUUCACUUGUGGGAUACAUUCCCCCGUUCAUGAUCGCUGGAACCGUUCUGGCCUCUGCUGGUGCUGGAAUGCUCUUCACAAUCCACCCCAACAUUGAAAACGCCAAGUGGAUUGGAUAUCAAGUUCUAUUCGGGCUUGGCUCGGGUGCUGGCGUGCAACAAUCCAUCGUCGGUGUACAGGUCGCGCUGGAUCCGGCAGACGUUCCGUAUGGUACAUCUGCGAUUAUUCUCGUGAACACCGUAGGGGGGUCGAUCUUCAUCAGCGUUGCCCAGAACAUCUUCAUUACCAGAAUCGAACGGUUGACGCAGCUGAUUCCGACUGUGGACCGCGCGACACUUCUUAAUCGGCUCGGGUUCCUCAGAGAAUCGCUCACAGCUGAACAGCUUACCAUCGCACUUCGAGAGUACAACAGCGGCAUAGAGAACGUUUUUCUGCUUGCACGCGUUUUCUACCAUAUUUGGUGGCCCAAAAAGCGCUACUUUGAGUCUAAACCCGGAUCAAUUUUUCGACCUGUUGUUACUCCGUCACGGGUAGCCUUGUUAGAAACCGACUACAACUUGCACAAGUCCAACAGCACCUACUUCUCGGAUCUUGACGUGGCGCGAACGGAUCUCCUCGCCGCUAUUCGGUCUGAGGCCAUCCGCGGCGGUCUGUACAAGGAGUACAAGAAUGGCGUCAUGGUCCUUCUCGCGGGAACGUCGUGUACUUUCAAGAAGGAAAUCAAGCCGGGAGUUGCGUUCGACAUGCACAGCCGGAUUCUGACCUGGGACCGCAAAUGGAUUUACGUGGUGACGCAUUUCGCCGAACGACAAAAGGGGGCCGAAUCUUUCAGUUACCAGCCAUGGAGAAAAGACGAAAAGGGCAGCCCAUCCUCGCGGUCUCCUGUUGUGUAUGCGACUGCAAUCUCGAAAUGCGUGGUCAAAGCCGGGCGCUUAACGGUGCCGCCAGAGAAAUUCUUCAGGGCAGCGGGUGUGCUUGCGCCGGAAAGCCCGGACGAAAGUGGGGCCGAUAAAAAAACGGAGGGCGGGAGCGGCUCGGAAGGGGCCGAGAAAUGGACGUGGGACCGGGUGGAAGAGGAACGUGUGCGGGCUUUGAGCAUGGCGGAUGGCUUCGCAAAUGGAUUAGACGCGGCGCAUGAGGAGUUCCAUGCCCUGGGAUAG